AUGGUUUUGACCUCGUUACGAGUAAUUAUCUCAAUUUUAUUAUUUUUGCCUUUUAUCUUAGCACAAGAUUACUAUAAGAUAUUAGGUCUAUCUAAGAAUUGUAAUGAAAAAGAGAUCAAAUCUGCUUAUAGACAAUUAUCCAAGAAGUUUCAUCCAGAUAAGAAUCCUAAUGAUGAAGAUGCCCAUAAUAAAUUCAUUGAAAUUGGUGAAGCCUAUGAAGUUUUAAGUGAUCCUGAGAAGCGUAGAAUGUACGACCAAUUUGGUGCAGAUGCUGUUAAAAAUGGAGGUCCUGGUGGCCCUGGUGGCCCUGGAGGUCCUGGUGGGUUCCACGAUCCCUUUGACUUGUUUGAACAGAUGUUUGGAGGUGGCCAUGGGGGUGGUUUUGGAGGCUUUGGAGGCUUUGGAGGUUUCGGUGGUGGUCAACAACACCAAGGUAAACAAAGAGGUCAAUCUAUUAAAGUGCGUCAUGCUUUGACUUUGAAAGAUUAUUACAAUGGUGGUUCCAUUUCUUUCUCUUUACUGCUUAACGAUAAUUGUGACCAUUGUCAUGGUUCUGGCUCUGAAGAUGGUAAAGUUAAAAAAUGUCCUGACUGUGGUGGUAGAGGUGUGGUAAUUCAAGUGAUAAGAAUGGGUAUUGUCACACAACAGGUACAGCAGAGAUGUAACAGAUGUGCAGGUUCCGGUGAAAUCAUACAAAACAAAUGUAAAGUUUGUAGUGGUGCAAAAGUACAAAAGAAAGAAAAGGACAUCUCUGUCUCAUUUGAUUCCGGUAUUGAAAGAAACCAUAUUUCAGUUCAACAAGGUGAGGCUGAAAAGGGCCCGGGCAUCGAACCUGGUGAUUUGAUAGUCGAAUUUUUUGAAGUUCCAGAAGCAAAUAUGGGUUACAGAAGACGUGGUAAGGAUUUAUUCAGAACAGAAGUCCUGACACUCCAAGAGGCCAUAAACGGUGACUGGAGUAGAGAUAUACAAUUCUUAGAUCCUACAAAGAAACUACAACUAAAGAGAUCGCCUAUGGAUAUAGUCAUGAAUGGUGAAGUUGAAAAAAUUCCAGGUUUCGGUAUGCCAAUUCUUGGUUCCAAGGGUAAAUUCGGUGACUUGUAUAUUGACUACGUCGUCAUUAAACCACAUGUCGAUCCAAACUCUAGACUUGAUGACGAAUUGUAA
Vanderwaltozyma polyspora DSM 70294 is the source of this 1164-nucleotide messenger RNA. RefSeq names its product Scj1p (gene SCJ1). The coding region runs from base 1 to 1164 and encodes 387 amino acids. Gene Ontology annotation, cellular component: cytoplasm. Lineage: Eukaryota; Fungi; Ascomycota; Saccharomycetes; Saccharomycetales; Saccharomycetaceae. Gene Ontology annotation, biological process: protein refolding. The record is from RefSeq and is a predicted model, not a curated record. The transcript has a single exon. Gene Ontology annotation, molecular function: Hsp70 protein binding.